This is a messenger RNA of Drosophila kikkawai, 3320 nucleotides long. RefSeq names its product nuclear valosin-containing protein-like smid (gene smid). Gene Ontology annotation, biological process: ribosome biogenesis. Gene Ontology annotation, molecular function: ATP binding; preribosome binding; ATP hydrolysis activity. Gene Ontology annotation, cellular component: nucleus. Lineage: Eukaryota; Metazoa; Arthropoda; Insecta; Diptera; Drosophilidae. The record is from RefSeq and is a predicted model, not a curated record.
UCCAAAAGAAGUUAUCGAGGUGUAGGCGUCGUUUGCAUUUCGCGAGCGGCAAAUUGUAUUUCUUUUCGUGUUGUUUUCUUUAAUCCUCGCAUAAUAUGGAGAAGACCAAGCCAUUGCUGCAUGACACUUUGAUAUCGAACCGCGUCAAGAAGUACCUCGAGGAGCACGUCGGCGAGACCUACCUGGAUAUAAAGCAGAUGACCAAGGAGUUGAUGAACACAUAUCCGGACUAUAGGCGUCGCAAAUUUGGUCCCUUCAAGCAAUUGGUGCAUCAGGCUUUCUCCAUCAUCUCGGAAAGCUAUUGCUUGGACAAGGUGGAAAGCUCUGACGAAGGCACUUCCAGCCAGGACUCCGAGGUCCAACCCACCACAAACAACAGUGUCAUGAGCAAUAUGAUGAAUAGUUUGUAUUCACAAGACCGGAAGCCGGCAUUUAAAACAUUCAGUGAACCCAUUGAUAUAUCUAGUGGAGAUGAAGACCUCCGUAACAUCGAAUCAAAGAACUUAAAUGGCGACAGUUUCGCUAAGACUGUGGAUGAAGUUACGGGUCCAAAUGUGCCUCCUGUUUUGACUGCGUCUGCAUCGGGAGCAGCAGCAGUAGCAGCACCUACGCAGGGCAACGCGUUGAAGCGCUUAAUGAGCGAUCAGCCAGAGAUGCCGGUGGUUGCCAAGAAAGCAGCCAAGCCGAAUGUCAUUCAGGGCAGUGUUGGUAACGAUGCCACAGUCCCAAAGCCUGUGAAUAAGGCACUCAAGUCUGUCUAUAGCGAUUCUGCUGUUAAUUCGGGCAAGUCCAAUUACCAGCAGCAGAAUAAUCAUCAAUCGAAUCGAGGCUCCUCCAACCGACACCGUAAGUACAAAAAAGAGAUAGAUGUGCAGCACAUCACGGAGUGUUUCCGCGAAAUUGGCGGCAUGGAGGAUACGCUUAAGGAGCUUUGCGAGAUGUUCAUACACAUUAAGUCGCCGGAUUUCUAUUUUCAAUUGGGACUGAUGCCCUCGAGGGGUAUCCUGCUGCACGGACCACCCGGCUGCGGCAAGACCUUUCUGGCCCGUGCCAUAAGUGGACAACUGAAGAUGCCGCUGCUUGAAGUGCCGGCCACUGAGCUAGUUGGUGGCAUAUCCGGUGAGUCCGAGGAGCGCAUACGCGAGGUCUUUGAACAGGCCGUGUCCUUUUCGCCUUGUGUUUUGUUUAUUGAUGAGAUCGAUGCCAUUGCCGGUGACCGCCAACACGCUGCCAAGGACAUGAAUCGCCGCAUUGUAUCGCAGCUGAUAAGCAGCUUGGAUAACAUGAGGAUGAACGAGCUUGGCCAUUCAGUGAUAGUGAUUGCUGCCACCACGCGUCCUGAUGUCCUAGAUCCCGGCCUGCGUCGUAUCGGUCGCUUCGAUCACGAAUUUGCUUUACGCAUACCGACGCGCAAGGAGCGGCGCGAGAUCCUCCGUCUUCAGUGCGAAACCUUGACCGUUGAUCCCAAACUGAACUAUGACAAGAUAGCUGAGCUAACACCAGGUUAUGUGGGCGCCGAUCUAAUGGCCCUCGUUUGCCGUGCCGCCCACGUGGCCGUGAAGAAUAGGUCCCUGAAGAAGUUCCGGGAACUGCACAAGGCCAAUGAGCUGAAUAUGACCACUGUCACGCUGGAUGACGAUGAGGAGGCAGCGGACAGAGUUUCCGAAAAGGAAGUGGAUGUAAAGCCAAAGGGUGACGCGGAUAAGGAGGAAGACGUCGAAAUGAAAAUCAAAGCUGAUGGCGAGAAGGAGGAAAAGGAAAAAGAGAAGGUCGAAAAGGAAGCCGGAGCUGAGGGCGAUAAGGAGGAAAAUAAGGAAGAGGAGAAGGAGGAGGUCGAAAUAGUAGUCGCAGCUGAAACCAAGAGUCCCCAAAAGGCAGCGCCAAAGAAUGACAAUGAAAAAGAUAAAUCUAAUGAUAAGGAGGAGGAGAUGGCAGCUAAAACCGAAACUGAAGCUUCCAAGGAGGCCGCGCCGACUAAUGGCAAAAUAAAGAAAUCAACGGACUCUAAAAUGGAGGUGGAUGAGAAGGAGGACGAAGAUGAGAAGGAGAACGAUCCUUCCAAGGAGAGCUCCUCCGAAAACGAAUAUUACGAGCCUACACUGGCUGAGCUAACCAACUUUCUAGACAAUCCCCCCGACGACUUCUCCGAUCCAAACUUCUGCCUCACCCUGGCCGACUUCCUGGAAGCCAUCAAGGGAAUGCAGCCAUCCGCCAAGCGUGAGGGCUUCGUUACAGUGCCGGACACUACUUGGGAGGAUAUUGGAGCCUUGCACGAUAUUCGCGAAGAGCUGAAGCUAGCUGUGCUGGCGCCGGUCAAAUAUCCGGACAUGCUGGAACGCCUCGGACUGACCGCUCCUUCUGGAGUCUUGCUCUGCGGUCCGCCGGGAUGCGGCAAAACUCUCUUGGCCAAGGCCAUUGCCAAUGAGGCUGGCAUUAACUUUAUAUCGGUGAAGGGUCCAGAGCUGAUGAAUAUGUAUGUGGGUGAGAGCGAGCGUGCUGUGCGCGCCUGCUUCCAACGUGCCAGGAACUCGGCCCCCUGCGUCAUCUUCUUCGACGAGUUCGACUCGCUCUGUCCCAAGCGUUCCGAAGGCGGCGAUGGCAACAACUCAGGGACACGCAUUGUCAACCAACUGCUGACGGAAAUGGAUGGCGUGGAGGAGCGCAAGGGUGUUUACAUUUUGGCGGCCACCAAUAGACCCGAUAUAAUCGAUCCAGCCAUUCUGCGUCCAGGUCGUUUGGACACAAUUCUCUAUGUGGGCCUACCAGAGGAAAGCGAGCGUGCCGAUAUUCUAAAAGCCACCACAAAGAACGGAAAGCGUCCUUUGCUGGCUGAUGAUGUGAAUCUCGACAAGAUUGCUGCACAAACUGAAGGCUACACUGGUGCCGACUUGGCGGGAUUGGUUAAGCAGGCUUCCAUGUUCGCCCUGCGUCAAUCUCUGAACGAUGGCAACACAAACCUUGACGAUUUGUGUGUGCGAAACAAGCAUUUCAAAGAGGCUCUACUUCAGCUUCGCCCCUCAGUUAAUGAACAGGAUCGCAAGAUCUACAACAAACUGCGCGAGAAAUACGCUGCACCCAGGGUGCCAAUCUUCAAUAAUAAGUAACUCUCUCAACAAUAAUGGAUUUGUUGUAUUAGUCUUUAAGUACUCCCCUCUAUGAAGCAUAUACAUUGUGAAUUUGAGCGACUUAACAUAUGAUUUUCAAUAUAAAACACUAUAUCGUUACAAAGAAAACAAAUCUGAGUUAAUUUUAUGGACAUUACGCGCGCUUAAGGCCAAGUGCGAACUUGUACAAUUAUAUUCAAAAUAAAAACUAUCGUA